Molecule: messenger RNA, 4994 nt
Organism: Sinocyclocheilus rhinocerous
Lineage: Eukaryota; Metazoa; Chordata; Actinopteri; Cypriniformes; Cyprinidae
Product: histone demethylase UTY-like
Exons: 28
Coding region: 326-4156 (1276 amino acids)
Biological process (GO): heart development; regulation of gene expression
Cellular component (GO): MLL3/4 complex
Molecular function (GO): chromatin DNA binding; histone H3K27me2/H3K27me3 demethylase activity; RNA polymerase II cis-regulatory region sequence-specific DNA binding
Source: RefSeq, a predicted model, not a curated record
GAGGGCGUGGCGACGUCGUGGGUUCGCCUGUGUGACACAAUACAACAACUUUAAUCCGCUAGCGAACACAACUUUGAGAUUGUUUUAAUACGUCCAGCGUUUUUAAGCGUGCAACGGGCCGCAAGUCGCGCAUAAACAUUGAGCCGCCGCGUCACAGUUUAUUUCUACAAAACAAUGUGAGAGGACGCGCCGCUGGAGGGCCAGCUCACUUCGCACGGGGCUUCAGACGCUGAGGCGCGAUUUACUGGAGAGAAAAAAAGUUCGCGUUUAUUGUGGCUUUUGGACGCACGGAGCUCGCCUUCCCUCGAUUUCUCGGUGCGAUUCCAUGAAAUCGUGCCGAGUGUCGCUCGCCGUCGCCGCCGCUCGACGCCUCAGCGCCGCUGGUGAUGAGGAGAAGAAAAUGGCGGCGGGAAAAGCGAGUGAACCCGAGGAGGACGCGCCGCGGCUGAGCGCGCAGGAGAGCGACACUCUGGCCCGCGUCGACAGCUCUCUGUUCGGAUACCAGCGGCUUCGUGAAGAUGGCGCCAGCACGAAGGCCCUGCUCGUAAAGGCUGUUCGCUGCUACGAGUCUCUCAUCCUGAAAGCUGAAGGAAAAGUGGAUCCCGAGUUCUUCUGCCAGCUGGGUCAUUUCAACCUCUUACUGGAGGAGUAUCCGAAAGCAUUAUCGGCGUACCAGCGGUACUACAGUUUACAAUCAGACUACUGGAAGAAUGCUGCCUUUCUGUACGGCCUCGGGAUGGUUUACUUCCAUUUCAAUGCUCUUCAGUGGGCGAUCAAGGCGUUUCAGGAGGUGCUGUACAUCGACCCCGGCUUCUCUCGCGCUAAAGAGAUUCAUCUGCGUCUCGGCCUGAUGUUCAAAGUCAACACGGACUACGAGUCCAGCUUAAAGCACUUUCAGCUGACGCUCAUCGACUCCAAUCACUGCUCUUUGUCCAAAGCUGAGAUUCAGUUUCACAUCGCGCAUUUAUACGAGAUUCAGAAGAGAUACCGCGCGGCCAAGGAGGCCUAUGAGAGUCUCCUGCAGACGGAGGAUUUACCUGCGCAGGUGAAGGCUGCGACCUUACAGCAGCUGGGCUGGAUGCAUCAUACGGUCGAGCAGCUGGGAGAUAAAGCUAAUAAAGACAGCUACGCCAUCCAGUGUCUCCAGAAAUCUCUGGAAGCCGAUCCGAACUCUGGCCAGUCCUGGUAUUUCCUCGGCAGGUGCUACUCCAGUAUUGGGAAGGUCCAGGAUGCUUUCAUCCACAUGUUCUCCGUCUCUGUCUGUCUCUCUCUCAAUCAUUCUGUCUCUUCACGUGUCUGCGGUCUCUCUCAGGCGUGUAAAGCUCAGCCCGGGGCGUCAGGUGGGGCUCAUGGCUCCGGUCAGUCGCUGCCCCCCCACGUGAGUCCGCUGGAUCAGGCUGAGGAUCAGUCCAGUCCAGCCAAGAGGAAGAGGACCGCCAGCCCAGCCAAGAGUUCUACAGAGUCUUGGACCCACAGUUCAGCACAGCCACCAGCUCCCAACUGGUACCCGUCUCCUCAGAAGCUGCAGUUGCUGGAGCAGUUGCGGGUCAACCGUGCGAGUCUGAAGCCGCUUCAGCUGCAGAUGUUGGAGCAGUUGGAGGCUCAGCUGUCAGCCAUGCACCAGCAACAGAUGAGGCAAAACUCUUCUGGGCAAAUACGAGCCACCCUCCCCAACGGCCCCUCACUGCCUGCUCACCCUGUUCCUCGCGGCCCGGCCGUGCCACCGUCUUGUAACGCUCAGCCGUUAGCCAACGGCCCGCAGCCCCCUUCAGUCGGCAAUAAUCACACGCCAGGAACCAGAGCGAACGGAGACGUGCCUUACCUGCACCCCAACACACUACCUCACAACUGCACAAGCCCAGGAGACACAUGGAGGAGCCAGCGUCUCAACUCCGCUCAGGGGCUUCAGAAAGGUCCGGGUUCGCAUUGGGCAGGUCCUAAUGGAGACCGGACUCUCUCUUCCAGUGCUUCAGCCGACGGCGGCCCUCACAAUCAGGUUGGACUUCCCGCCAUGACCCCAUCUGAGCCAGCUAUCAAUCAUCUGUCCUCUCCUUCCUCCACGUCGUCCCCCGCUUCGUCGUCCUCGCAAACGGCUACCUCAGGUGCGCCCCACGGCACCGGCCCGACCAAAGAGAGCGCCGCCCUGCAGGCCAACGGUUCCACUGCCGCCAACCACCACAGUCCCGACCGCUCGCCCACUUCCACCUCCGGCUCUCCGGCAGCCGCUUCCACAGACAAUCCGCAGCUCUCCGCUCUUCUCAGGAGCAAGGAGAGUCCUGCCGUGAGCUCGAGGGUGAACCACGUCCACCCAGGCACCACGCUAACGGCAUCCACCGCUUCUUCGCCCGCCUCAUCACCGCCACCCCGCUCCGCAGAGCUUAACAAGCCAGGCUCCUCUGCGCCGGGACCGCCGCCCGCCCUCACCGUUAACGGAAGUGGAGGGGGAGCGUGUUCAGAAGACUCUCAGAGCCCGCUGAAGCUGGAGCCGCCGGAGCUUUGCAUCAAAACCGCCACAGCUCUCAAACCCUCUCUCUCGUCCUCCACCGUCUCCAUUUACCCCACAUCCGCAGACGUCCUGAAAGCCUGCAGGAAUCUCCGGAAGAACGGUCUGUCGAGCAGCAGUAUCCUGCUGAACAAGUGUCCGCCGCCGCGGCUUCCUCCUCCUCCGUCACCGCCGCUCGCUAAAGACAAGCUCAACCCGCCGACGCCGAGCAUCUAUUUGGAGAAUAAAAGAGACGCGUUCUUCCCGCCGCUGCACCAGUUCUGCACCAACCACUCCAACCCUGUCACCGUCAUCCGCGGCCUAGCUGGAGCCCUCAAACUAGAUUUGGGCCUGUUCUCCACGAAGACACUAGUAGAGGCAAACCCGGAGCACCUGGUGGAGGUGCGGACGCAGCUGUGUCAGCCGGCCGAUGAGAACUGGGACGCCAGCGGUCUGAAGAAGCAGUGGCGCUGCGAGAGCAUCCGCUCCUACACCACCAUCUCCACAUACGCACAGUACCAGGCCUCGUCCUUCCAGGAGUCGCUGCGGGAAGAGCAUGAGAAGAAGGGCCAGAAAGAGCUGUCAGACUCUGAAGUGACGUCAUCAGAAACUGUUUCCAGGAGGCGGAAAGGUCCUUUCAGACAAGUCAAGUUUGGGACGAACAUUGACGUCUCUGAUGAAAAGAAGUGGAAGCUGCAGCUGCAGGAACUCUGUAAGCUGCCUGCGUUUGCGCGUGUGGUGUCUGCUGGGAACCUGCUGAGUCACGUGGGGCACAGCAUUCUGGGUAUGAACACGGUCCAGCUCUUCAUGAAAGUCCCAGGCAGCAGAACUCCAGGCCAUCAGGAGCACAAUAACUUCUGCUCCGUCAACAUCAACAUCGGGCCGGGCGACUGCGAGUGGUUUGCCGUGCCGGAGCCGUACUGGGGCGUGAUGAGCGAGUUCUGUGAGAAGAACAACAUCAACUUCCUGAAGGGCUCGUGGUGGCCGAAUCUGGAGGAUCUGUUCGAGGCUAACGUGCCGGUGUACCGCUUCAUCCAGCGGCCUGGAGAUCUGGUGUGGCUGAACACGGGGACGGUGCACUGGGGUCAGGCCAUCGGCUGGUGCAAUAACAUCUCGUGGAGCGUGGGCCCUCUGACCGCGUAUCAGUACAAGCUGGCCGUCGAACGUUACGAGUGGAACAAACUCCAGAGCGUCAAAUCUAUGGUUCCCAUGGUGCAUCUGUCCUGGAACAUGGCGAGGAACAUUAAAGUGUCCGACCACAAGCUGUUUGAGAUGAUCAAGUUCUGUCUGCUGCGGACGCUCAAGCAGUGUCAGACGAUUAAAGAGGCGCUGGUGUCUGCUGGGAAGGAGACCGUCUGGCACAGAAGAAGCCGAGAUGAGCCGGCUCAUUACUGCAGCAUCUGUGAGGUGGAGGUGUUUAACCUGCUCUUUGUGACGAGCCACAGUUACUCCAGGAAGUCCUGCGUGGUUCAGUGUCAGGAUUGCGCUCGGAAGGCCAGCAGUGAGCUCGACGGUUUCGUGGUGCUGCAGCAGUUCAGGAUGGAGGACCUCGUGCAGGUUUACGACCAGUUCUCAUUAGACCGUGGCGCUCGUCUCUCGCGUGGCUGGGGACCAUCGGAGAGCACGGGACCGUCGGCUCAAGUGGCUGUGUGUGUCUAUGCAACCUGUUUAUAAACUGCAGCGUGUGACUGUGGCCUGCGGGGGGCGCUAGUGAGGAACUUCCCCUCUACACACCUCUUCCUGAACGGGCCGCUCGCCUCUGCUUCACGUGAGAAAUUAAUCACAAAAACUGUGGAGGAAUUUAUGGGAAACUGGUUUUGUACAUAUUGUCUGUCACAACUGGCAUCGUCACUUACAGACUACUGACUUUGAGACGUUCUUUUUGUAUUUUGUUAACAUGCUGAAACCUGAAAUCUCUUUCCUCGUGUCUCAAGGGUUCGCCUUCACGGAGCGCUAGCCUAGCUUUUUGUACGGUAGAUAGCGAUUUUACAACGACUUUGGAUGGCAAAAUCUACAAAAAAAAUAAAAAUAUUUGUAAUGUGAAAAAUUAGGUGAUAUAUAAUUUUUUACUGCUUUUAUGUUUUACCUGUCUUGUUAUUUUGACACCAUGUUGGAUAUUUUGUUUCUUAGGUAAGAAAAAGGAAAAAAAUUGUGGAAAAAAACAACAGCCAAGUCACAAAGAAAAAUGGGUUGCACAUAGAGUAAGGAAUAAAUGGUCUGUUUUUUGUUUUUUUCCUUCCUUGUUUGUUUCUAAUCCUGAUGUACAUUUACACUAUUUAUAAAUACAUAUUUAUUGCUUGAAGAUAUUUGUGGAUGGAAUGCUGUUAUUUUUCCCAGAGUACCUGCCAUUAAAUUUGAAGGAGUUUGGUCAUUUAAACUACUCCUGCAUUUUUCUAUAUAGAAUUAAACUGCUUAGUAAGCAUUGUACAGAAACUAUAAAAUUGUUUUAUUGUUUGAAGAAUGUUUUAUGAGUUAUUAAACAAGUUGUCAACAUAUGUGCCGACACGUGGAG